Musa acuminata AAA Group (dessert banana) is the source of this 1244-nucleotide messenger RNA. RefSeq names its product transcription repressor MYB5-like. The transcript has 2 exons. The record is from RefSeq and is a predicted model, not a curated record. Lineage: Eukaryota; Viridiplantae; Streptophyta; Magnoliopsida; Zingiberales; Musaceae. The coding region runs from base 159 to 1055 and encodes 298 amino acids.
GACGAUUCAGCAAUCGCGGCAGGCGUUGCCACAAGGAAAGAUGAGGAGAAAAUGAAGCAAACCAACAACAUGAUGACAGCAACAAAUCUAGUGCUUGGCAUGGGACCAAAUAAGACCAUAUAGAGAUAUAGAUCAGGAGGAAGGAAAAAGGGAGAGCGAUGAGGAGCCCCUCGCAGUCAUCGGAUGCCAUGGAGGUGGAGCGGCGGCGGGGAGGGCCGACGAGGACGGCGACGCCGUGCUGCAGCAAGGUGGGGAUGAAGCGAGGCCCGUGGACGGCGGAGGAGGACGAGGUGCUGGCGAGGUUCGUGCGGAGGGAGGGGGAGGGUCGGUGGCGGACGCUGCCGAAGCGCGCCGGGCUGCUCCGCUGCGGCAAGAGCUGCCGCCUCCGCUGGAUGAACUACCUCCGCCCCUCCGUCAAGCGCGGCCCCAUCACCCCCGACGAGGAGGAUCUCAUCCUCCGUCUCCACCGCCUCCUCGGCAACAGGUGGUCGCUGAUAGCUGGGAGGAUACCGGGCCGCACAGACAACGAGAUCAAGAACUACUGGAACACCCACCUCAGCAGAAAGCUCAUCAAGCAAGGAAUAGAUCCACGCACCCACAAGCCCUUCGCCUUCCCCACCGAUCCAGCUCCUGCUGCGCCAUCAGCACCACACCAUCCUACCGAAAACCCUAAUACCAUACCUUCUGUUCCUCAAGAACCGGGUAACGGCGUUCUUGAUGGGUUCAAUCUGCACUACAACGACAGUGUCGGAUGGCAGGCCAGCGAGGCCUUCGCGUCGGAAGGAAACCGAGCACUUCACGGCAGCAGGGAGGAGAGGAGAAGAGGAGCGGAUGACGUCCUCUCGGACCUCUUAGAUUCUUUCGUCAACGACGACAUCUUCAUGCAGCAACAGCAUAUCAAUAACAACUAUGGCAGCAACAUUGCUGAUAACACUACCAUCACCACCACCGACAACAAAAAGAACAGUGAGAUGAUAGAUCCUGCAGGUACAUCGUCGGUUCCAUAUUUUGCGCUUGAAGGUCUGUGGGAAGAUGCCUUCACUUACUUUGGCUGAUCUGAAUCACGGCUUUCCUGGCAGUACGUAGAUCAUUCAGGCAAAUGGAUCUAAUUAUUUGUUCUGGAUCUAGAAACUAUUUAAGUGUUCUAUUGCAAAUAAAUUUAGCACUAAUAUAAGGUGUGCAACUGAUUGUAUUCGAGUUCCAAAUAUUGUCUUUUUAUCUGUCACUUGGAAACAAGUUGAGUU